AAAUCUAAUACAUAUGUUUAUUUUCAUCUUCUGUUCUAUCUUCUGAGCUACAAAUCGUUCUUGUUAUAUAUUUCUGUUAAUUAUGAGUUAACAGUUGGAGGAUAAGGCGGAAGAAUGAAGAUGUGCUGGCCAAAGAACGUCCUUUUACUCGUUGUAAAUGUUAUGUUCGGAGUGUUUGGUUUUUCAAUGACGGUGCUCGGCUUGAUGUACGUCAGUGACGGUAGUGAGUUGGCUCCGUUUAUUCAAUCUUAUUUCCCAAACUUGUACCAUUUCAUCAUAUUAUCGGGAAUCAUCAUGGUUCUCAUAUCGACUUUUGGAUGUAUCGCGAUGAUGGUGAAUAGCACUACACUGUUCAGACUGUACGCGGGUGGCGUGUUCGUCUCCGUCAUGGUACAAAUCGUCGUAGGAAUAGCGGCGUUCGUCUUGGUCCACGAGGCCAAAAAGCACUUACAGAGCCAGCUAGGCGUCAAGUUCAAAGGCUACAACCAUUUCAAGAAAGAAAUCGAUCGACUGCAACAAGCUCUUUUAUGCUGUAGUGCGUUUGGAGUCAAAAAUUGGAAUAUUAACCAACUGCCAUCUUCAUGCUGCGGAAUGUUGGAUGGCCUAUGCACGCACGAAAAGGCUUUCAAGCGAAAUUGUUUCGACGAAAUAGUAAAAAGAGUAACUAUUAAUUUAUAUACAUUAGGCAUUGUUUCUCUCACCGGGAUUGGGUUCGGAAUAUUAUGCGCAGUCUUUGCCCUUACUCUAAACUUAAAAAAUGAAGAUACUACAAGGAAAAGCACAGGAAAAAGUAAAUCUACGGAAUUCAAGUUCUUGAGUCACCCGAGCAGUAGUGUAGAAACUAAUAAACUAACGCAAUCCUCAAUAACAACAACAAGACAAUCGAAGAAAGAUGAAAAUAGUCAAAUUAGCAUUAUGACAUUGAAAUCUAAUAAAACAACUGAUAUACAAUAGUAAAAUGUGAUCUAAUUUUUAAAUAAAAUAAAUGUUUAAUGAAAAAAGUUUCCUAACCAUACCUAGCAUUUUACAGCUAUGUGUCAUUAUUUUACAUAAGUGGAGGGUGCUUUGGAAAUUCCUGAUUUACCAAGGUGUGGUUUGACAUAAAUCAAAUAGAACGAAUUCGAAAAGAGACAUUUCUCCAGGAUGGCAGUCAUCACAUGAUACUUCGGUUUAUCGAUGCAACUUGUACCACUUGCUUUGGCACAUUACGCUUCGCGGAACUGCUUCCUUUUCGUGGACUCGAAGUUAAACAUGCUUUAAUUUACUUCAAAGUUGUUGUCAGUUCGGGGAGAGCCACUUAAAUUUUGACUCCGACGGCUAUCGAUAGAUCAUUUCAGCCUCCAACGCUUUAACCUAAACACUUUCUCACCAAUCCAUAAAUACAUUGUUUCUUAUAUCCGCACCAUUCAUCGAAGAAGGGUCAUGAAGUUCACGAUAUUCCUUCAUCCUAUACACAUGUAAUAUUAAGUACCCCAUCUCACACCAUCUACCUUUUUACACUGCACAUUCGCGUUAAUAAAUAAAAUCUCGGAAACCAAAUAAGACAAA
Cimex lectularius (bed bug) is the source of this 1548-nucleotide messenger RNA. Its product is annotated as tetraspanin-6-like. Bases 115 to 954 code for a protein of 279 amino acids. Gene Ontology annotation, cellular component: membrane. NCBI's taxonomy places the organism in Eukaryota, Metazoa, Arthropoda, Insecta, Hemiptera, Cimicidae. The record is from RefSeq and is a predicted model, not a curated record. The transcript has a single exon.